Cynocephalus volans (Philippine flying lemur) is the source of this 4038-nucleotide messenger RNA. It is a transcript of the gene ITGAM, whose product is annotated as integrin subunit alpha M. Gene Ontology annotation, molecular function: integrin binding. The transcript has 30 exons. The record is from RefSeq and is a predicted model, not a curated record. Gene Ontology annotation, biological process: integrin-mediated signaling pathway; cell adhesion mediated by integrin; cell-matrix adhesion. Bases 1 to 3435 code for a protein of 1144 amino acids. Gene Ontology annotation, cellular component: integrin complex; external side of plasma membrane. NCBI's taxonomy places the organism in Eukaryota, Metazoa, Chordata, Mammalia, Dermoptera, Cynocephalidae.
AUGGCCUCCUUGGCCUUAUGUCAUGGGUUCAACCUGGACACUGAAAAUGUAAUAACCUUCCAAGAGAACGCAAAGGGCUUCGGGCAGAGUGUGGUCCAGUUUGAGGGGUCCCGGGUGGUGGUUGCAGCGCCCCAGGAGAUAAAGGCUGCCAACCACACAGGAGGCCUCUACCAGUGCGACUACAGCACGGGCAGGUGUGAGCCCAUCCAACUGCAGGUCCCCCCAGAGGCUGUGAACAUGUCCCUGGGCCUGUCCUUGGCAGCUGCUACCAACCCCUCUCAGCUUCUGGCCUGUGGUCCCACCGUGCACCAGACUUGCAAGGAGAACACAUAUGUGAGUGGCUUCUGCUUCCUGUUUGGAUCCAACCUACUGAAGCAGCCCCAGAGGUUCCCAGAUGCCCUCAGAGAGUGUCCUCAGCAGGAUAGCGACAUCGCCUUCUUGAUUGAUGGCUCUGGUAGCAUCAACCCAACUGACUUCCAGCGGAUGAAGGAGUUUGUCUCAGUUGUGAUGGAACGAUUAAAACAGUCCAAAACCUUGUUCUCUUUGCUACAGUACUCAGAAGAGUUCCAGACUCAUUUUACCUUCAAGAAAUUCAAAGAAAAUCCUAACCCGAGAUCGCUGGUGAGGCCAAUAAGACAGCUGCUUGGGAGGACAUACACUGCCACAGGAAUCCGCAAAGUAGUAAGAGAACUGUUUAACAGUGAAAAUGGAGCCCGGGAGAAUGCCUUUAAGAUCCUAAUUGUCAUCACAGAUGGAGAAAAGUUUGGCGAUCCCUUACGUUACGAGGAUGUCAUCCCUGAGGCAGACAGAGAGGGAAUCAUUCGCUAUGUUAUUGGGGUAGGAGACGCCUUUAGAAAUGAGAAAUCCCUCCAAGAGCUUAAUACUAUUGCCUCCAAGCCACCUAGUGAUCACGUGUUCCGGGUGAAUAACUUUGAAGCUCUAAAGACCAUUCAAAACCAGCUUCAGGAAAAGAUCUUUGCAAUUGAAGGUACUCAGACAGGAAGUACCAGCUCCUUUGAGCAUGAGAUGUCUCAGGAGGGCUUCAGUGCUACCAUCACCUCCAAUGGUCUUUUGGUGGGCACUGUGGGGAGCUAUAACUGGGCUGGUGGAGCCUUCCUGUAUACAUCAAAGGAUAAAGUUACCUUCAUCAACACAACCAGGCUGUAUUCAAACAUGAGCGAUGCUUACUUGGGUUAUGCUGCCACAGUCAUCUUGCAGAACCAGGUGCAAAGCCUGGUUCUCGGGGCACCACGAUAUCAGCAUAUUGGCUUGGUGGUGAUGUUCAGACAGAAUGCUGGAGCCUGGGAGUCCAAAGGUGAUGUCAGGGGCAGCCAGAUUGGCUCCUACUUCGGGGCCUCCCUCUGCUCGGUGGACAUGGACAGAGAUGGCAGCACCGACCUGGUCCUCAUUGGGGCCCCCCAUUACUAUGAGCAGAACCGAGGGGGCCAGGUGUCUGUGUGCCCCUUGCCCAGAGGGCGGAGCAAGUGGCAGUGUGAGGUCAUUCUCCGUGGAGAGCAGGGCCACCCCUGGAGCCGAUUUGGGGCAGCUCUGACAGUACUGGGGGACGUGAAUGGGGACAAGCUGACAGACGUGGCCAUUGGGGCCCCAGGAGAGGAGGAGAACCGGGGUGCUGUCUACGUGUUUCAUGGAACCUCAGGAGUGAACAUCAACCCCUCCCACAGCCAGAGGAUUGCAGGCUCCCAGCUCUCCCCCAGGCUCCAGUAUUUUGGUCAGUCACUGAGCGGGGGCCAAGACCUCACAAUGGACGGACUGGUGGACCUAGCUGUAGGGGCCCAGGGGCAAAUGCUGCUGCUCAGGUCCCAGCCGGUGCUGAGAGUUGUGGUGACUAUGGAGUUCACACCCAAGGAAGUGGCAAGGAAUGUAUUUGAUUGUCGUGAACAGGCAACAAAAAACCAGUUCGCUGGGGAGGUCAGAGUCUGCCUCCAAGUCCGCAAGAACACACGGGAUAGGCUGAGAGGAGAGAUCCAGAGCACUGUCAAUUACGACCUGGCUCUGGACUCUGGCCGCCCACAUGCCCGUGCCAUCUUUGACAAGACAAAGAACAGCAUAUGCAGACAGACAAGGGUGUUGGGCCUGACACAGGAAUGUGAGACCCUGAAGCUACAAUUACCGGAUUGUGUAGAGGACUCGGUGAGCCCCAUCACCCUGCGCCUCAACUUCUCUCUGGUGGGGAAGCCCUUGUCCUCUUUCGGGAACCUCCGGCCAGUGCUGUCUGUGGACGCUCAGAGACUCUUCAUAGCCUUGUUUCCCUUUGAGAAGAAUUGUGGCAACGAUAGCGUCUGCCAUGACGACCUCAGCAUCACCUUCAGUUUCAUGAGCCUGGACACUCUAGUGGUGGGUGGUCCCCGGGAUCUCAACGUGACGCUGACUGUGAGAAACGAGGGCGAGGACUCCUACAGGACACAGGUCGCCUUGUUCUACCCGUCCGGCUUGUCCUUUCGGAAGGUGGCAGGGGUCCAGAACCAGCUCUCACAGCGAUCCUGGCGCCUGGUCUGUGAGUCCGGCUCCUCCCCCAAAGGGCCUGGGGUCUUGAAGAGCAGCAGCUGCAGCAUAAACCACCCCAUCUUCCCAGGCAACUCAGAGGUCACCUUUAAUGUCACAUUUGAUGUGGACUCUAAUGCUACCCUUGGAAACAAACUGCUCCUCAAGGCCAAUGUGACCAGUGAGAACGACAUGCCCAGGACCAACAGAAGUGAAUUCCAGCUGGAGCUGCCUGUGAAAUAUGCUGUCUACAUGGUGGUCACCAGCCAUGAGCUCUCUACCAAAUUUCUCAACUUCACGGCUUCAGAGAAGACCAGCCGGGUUAUGCAGCAUCAGUAUCAGUUCAGCAACCUGGGGUGGAGGAGCCUCCCCAUCAGCGUGGUCUUCUGGGUCCCUGUGCAGCUGAACCAGAAGAUGGUGUGGGACCGCCCCCGGGUCACCUUCUCCCAGAACCUCUCGAGUAUGUGCCACACCGAGGAGAGAUCCCCCUCUCACUCUGAUUUCCUGGUGGAGCUUAAAAAGUCCCCAAUGCUGAACUGCUCCAUCGCUGUCUGCCAGAGGAUCCAGUGUGACAUCCCUUCCUUCAGCAUCCGGGAAGAAUUCAAUGUCACCCUCAAGGGCAACCUGUCGUUUGACUGGUAUAUCAAGACUUCACAUGACCACCUCCUGGUUGUGAGCACAGCGGAGAUCCUGUUUAAUGGUUCCAUAUUUGCUCUGCUUCCAGGGCAGGAGGCAUUUGUGAAGACCCAGACAGAGACCAAAGUGGAGCUGUAUGAAGUUCACAACCCCCUGCCACUCAUAGUGGGCAGCUCCGUUGGGGGGCUGGUGCUCCUGGCCCUCAUCACUGCUGGGCUGUACAAGCUCGGCUUCUUCAAACGGCAGUACAAGGACAUGAUGAGCGAAGCUGGUGCCCAGGCGGCCCCACCCCAGUGAUGGCUCCUUUCCUGCUGGGUGGCCUCUCCCGCAACAAGUGGGAUGUCGGUCAGACCAGCAUGCAGAGCCCCAGGCUGCUGGACUGACAUGUCCAUUAGGAGACUGGGGCGGUGACGUCUCACUCAGGAAAGACCCGCCUGGGUUUCCAUGCGUGUGUGUGCAAGCGUGUGUGCGUGUGUGUGUGUGUGAGUUGCGUGUGUGACACUCAGGUGUCUCUUGUGUGUGGGCCAGUGCCUUCGGUGCAGCUUCUUGGGCAGAAGGGAACUGCUUGGGCUUCCUUGUGUGUGGCUGAAGAUGCUGUCGGGCCUGCCUCCGGGAAGGGUGAUGACGGCUCUGUGGGCAGCUCGUUCAUGUGGGCUGGCAUAAAGGGAAACGCAACAGACCCACUCCCCGCUGAAGGAAGCGAGACUUCUCUUUGUCUGCAGCAGGCAGACCUGCAGGAGCCCACACAGCCAGGACCGAGACCACACCGAGAGGCCGUGGGUGGAGCCAGGGCUUGUCACCCAAAAGGAGCCUGUCCAUGGGUGACACACCAGAGUGGUGUGUCACCACUCUGUUCCACACCAGAGUGGUGGGCCCAAUAAAGAUGUCCAGUCAGGAAUG